UCUCUUCGCGCGCGCGAAAUUGAGGCUGUUCGAUCAUCUUGGUAGCGACGUUUCCUUGUUAUUCUUUGGGUCCAUGUUGACAAUUUAGUUUGCAUGCUUUUUUUUUGUCGUCAACUCUUGUAUUCCAUAGCGGUCCGGUAAAGCGUUUGAACCAUUUCGUUAGUUCUGUUGUCAUAACUUGCAGUUUGCCAACGUAAGUGUAUAUUAUGUUGUGCUACCUUUUUUAGCAACUAACCUAGUCAGCUAAGGUAACGAGGUUAGCUAUCUAGCUAUGUUCGUUGUCUGGCUGAGUGUGCUAGCAGAUAGCAGAUGUCCUUGUAUUUGACUUAGGGGUUUUUAUAGCUAGUUUGUAGCUAAGGUUGACAUGUCUUGCUAGCAAAGUAACUUAGUGGCGUGACAAGGGCUAACGUUACCUUUUUGUAUGCCAGCAGGUUGUGUUAAACCAAAAUCAUACAUGGGGUCAAACUGCCCGUUUGGUUUGGAAAAACUUGUUUGAACAUUCAUUUAUUGGGAUAUAUUUACAGAACUAACACAGGUCACGCAUUUAUUUAUACACCUCGAGCAAUGAAGCUUCAGUGCGACGUCGAAGUCGUGAGCCGGAUGCUUCCCACGUAUGGGAUGAAAAACAGAGGAAAGGGAGCAAGGGCUGUGCUGUCUAUUGGGAGACAUGUGGACAAGACCACACAACACCACAACAUUUAUCUAAUGAUCUGUACAGCAAAGGAUAGGACAGGCUCAAAAUAUAAGCUAAAAGAAAACAUUGAAACAUUCUUCACCAGGUUUGUUGAGGAGGGCAAAGCCACUGUGAGACUGAAGGAGCCCGCUGUUGACAUCUGCUUGAGCAAGGCUGAUGCUAACAGCUUGAAGAACUUCCUCUCGGCUGCUCGGUUGGCUCACAGAGGAAAUGACACGGACAGCCUGCCGCUCUCUACACUGACACCCGUCCGAGCCAGGGAUGUGGAGAAGCCCAAGAAGAAGCUGACUAUUGUAUCCAAGAAGGACUAUCCAUUGACCUCCAAUUUUCCCUACUCAUUAGAGCAGCUCCAGGUGUCCUACUGCAAGCUCUCACGGGUAGACAUGCGAAUGCUCUCCCUCAAGGCACUGCGCAGACUGGACCUCAGUAAUAACAACAUUAAAAAACUUCCUGACACUAUCGGAGACUUGGGCUGCCUGGCUGAGCUUAUUCUCCACAGCAACCACUUAGAGACCUUUAGUGAAGCCCUCUGUCUGUCCAGCCUCCAGCGCACACUUCAACACCUCGACCUGAGUCAGAACCGCCUGCAGGCCCUGCCGCCUCAUUUCUGCCAGCUGCGAGAGCUGAUCAACCUCAAGAUGGACAACAACGGACUGGUGUGUUUGCCCUUUCGCAUCAGCCAUCUCUCCAAGCUGCGCUUUUUGUCUGCUGCACACAACCAGCUGGCCCUGCUGCCAGGGGACUUCCGAAAGUUAACUCUGGAGAACCUGGACCUGUUUGGUAAUCCGUUCGCCCAUCCCAACCCCCUGGACCACACCAUCCAGCUCACCUUCCCCCUGACUCUGCAGGAGAUGGCCGCCAGGGCUGUGGCCAACCUCAGAAUCCCUUACGGGCCUCAUCUCAUCCCUGCCCACCUUUGUCAAGACCUGGAGGUUGCCAAGACCUGUGACUGUGGCUGUACCUGUGUGAACUACUACAUCAAAACAGCAGUCAGCAUGAAUCUGCAUCUGGUCUCUCACACUGUGGUUUUGGUAGAUGACAUGGGAGGAACAGAUGCACCGGUGCAGCGUCACUUUUGCUCCCUAUCAUGUUACUCUGAGUUCCUAGACCAAUGCCUUCAGCGAGGCCUGAGAUGAUUUAAGUCCCUCAACUGUUCCACGGCAAUCAGUACAGUAGCUAGGUUUCCAUCCAAUUUGCGACAGAUUUUCAUGCGAAUAUUCUGAAAUCUGCAUUUAAAAAAAAAAAUAUGCGCAUUUUCCCACCAGAUAUGUUUCCAUUAAAUUUACUUUUUGUGGAUAAAUGCUGUGUGUGAUGACGUAGUGCACAUAAACAUAACUUUUAAUUGUUAAAUUCCCAUGUACCGAAUGUGAAAAUACAAGUUAAGUGGGUUUCCAUCGUAUUGUCAACUCUACUGAUGGGUUUUGUCACAACUGUUGCUUUAUACAGCAAAUGUACCCACUCUGGUCUUGACACGUGCUCUCUAGCCAACAGCUGGCAGAUACAGUCCAGGUAGGCUACCUACAUGAUGAGAUUUUAUUAUAGAGCACAGUGAUAUUAUUUGUCAAAUGGCAGCCAAGCAUCGAUCAUCAUGUCACCAGAAUAAGACCCUCAAUACUUCAAGCUCAUCACC
Messenger RNA from Salvelinus sp. IW2-2015, 2324 nucleotides. The record is from RefSeq and is a predicted model, not a curated record. Lineage: Eukaryota; Metazoa; Chordata; Actinopteri; Salmoniformes; Salmonidae.